Molecule: messenger RNA, 1959 nt
Organism: Drosophila obscura
Lineage: Eukaryota; Metazoa; Arthropoda; Insecta; Diptera; Drosophilidae
Gene: Ir84a
Product: glutamate receptor U1
Exons: 5
Coding region: 1-1959 (652 amino acids)
Source: RefSeq, a predicted model, not a curated record
AUGAUUAAGUUGCAAGUGAAAGUUAUUUCAUGGGUUUUUAUAAUUUUAACAGGAUUUUUAUGCACGCCACAAAUUGAAAGCAUAAAUACCAAUUUCCUUGAGCUGGCAGCCUUCGAGGACUUUCUGCGGUCGCAGCACUUGCAGCAGUCGCUUGUCGUCCGUAUGAAAGGAGAUGGCGUUGGCGAUGGCGAUGGCGACGGGGACUGGGAUGGCGACUGGCAAAUUGAAUGCCACCAGAAAUUGUUGGCCAACUAUCGUGUGCAAUUUUAUCAGCCAGGAAUUUCCCACAAUUUCGAGGAUCUCAUGUACUAUGGGGCACCGCGUACAGCGGUUCUGGUGCUAAAAUUCGAGCACCGUCUUGUCAAGCAGUGGGUCUACGCGGUGGCCUCUGCGGCAGGAUACUUUAACAAUUCGCUGGCAUGGUUUAUGCUGGGCACCAGUCGGGUAUCCCAACCAGAUGAGGCACAAAUUUUGCAGCACUUAGGUGGCUACAAGAUGGGAAUUGAUGCGGAUAUCACUGUGGCUAUGAAGGCCAGAGAUAACACCUCGUGGCGGCUUUAUGAUGUGUACAAGAUUAAUCAGCAAGUGCCAAGUGCCCCCCUGAUUGUGCAGAGAAAGGGAGAGUGGUCUCCGUGGCAGGGUUACAAGCUGAUGGACACCUUUUGUAGCAGCUGGAUAAUUCGGAGGCGCAACUUUCUCAAUGUCACCCUGCGAGGCAGCACAGCGCUGACAGAGAAACCUUUGGGCUAUGAGGACAUGGAGUACCUGGCCGACGAUAAGCAGCUGCUGCAACUGGAUCCCAUGCAGCGAAAGACCUAUCAAUUGUUCCGACUCGUCCAGCGGAUGUAUAAUCUCAGUUUGGCCAUAAGCUUCACGGAUAACUGGGGCCAGCAGCUGGCCAACGGCAGCUGGUCGGGUGUGAUGGGUCAGAUAACCAACGGGGAGGCCGAUUUUGCCGUGUGUCCCAUUCGCUUUGUCCCGGACAGACAGCACUACGUGCUGUACUCACCCGUUCUCCAUAUCCAGCCCAUUCACUUUUUGUUUCGCCAUCCGCGACACAGUCACAUCCGGAACAUAUUCUUUGAGCCACUAAGCACUCAGGUGUGGUGGUGCGUCCUGUGCCUGAUUACAUUCAGCACUCUAUUGCUGUUGCUUCACAUCCGCCAUGAGGGGCGCCAGCAUGGAAAUCUUGUGGAGCGACGAGUGGCCUUUGUGUGGUUCAGCAUGCUGGAGACGUAUCUGCAGCAGGGUCCGGCCACCGAGCUCUUCCGACUGUUGUCGACCCGUGUGCUGAUCAGCUCCAGCUGCAUCUUCAGCUACAUGUUGCUGCAGUUCUAUGGCGCCUUCAUUGUGGGUUCCCUGCUCUCAGACAACCCCAGGAGCAUUGUCAAUCUGCGGGCGUUGUACGAGAGCAAUCUGGACAUCGGCAUGGAGAAUAUCACCUAUAAUUUUGCGGUUUUCGGUAACACCAGUGGGCCGCUGGUUAGAGAUGUCUACACCAAGAAGAUCUGUCGAUCUGGCCAGCAAAAUAUUAUCAGCUUGGAGCAGGGAGCCGAGCGGAUUAUAAAGGGUCGUUUUGCAUUUCAUACGGCCAUCGAUCGUCUGUACAGGCUGCUCCUCGAGCUGCGCAUAGAGGAGCGCGAGUUCUGCGAGCUCCAGGAAAUUAUGUUCAAUCCCCCCUAUGCGUCCGCCUCCGUGAUGGCCAAGGGCUCGCCCUGGCGCGAACAUCUAGCCCAUGCCAUCCUACACCUGCGGGCCACCGGCCUGAUGCAGUACAAUGACCGCUUGUGGUCGGUGAACAAGCCGGACUGUAGCCUCUUCAAGGCCUCCCAGGUGGAGGUGGAUCUGGAGCACUUUGCACCGGCUCUCUUUGCCCUAGUGCUGGCCAUGAUGGCCAGUGCAUUGGUGUUUCUGCUGGAGCUGCUGCUCUCCUGGCUGGCUGCCUUCCGGCCACGUUAA